Messenger RNA from Exophiala dermatitidis NIH/UT8656, 1389 nucleotides. RefSeq lists its product as uncharacterized. Gene Ontology annotation, biological process: protein farnesylation. Gene Ontology annotation, molecular function: protein farnesyltransferase activity. The record is from RefSeq and is a predicted model, not a curated record. Gene Ontology annotation, cellular component: protein farnesyltransferase complex. NCBI's taxonomy places the organism in Eukaryota, Fungi, Ascomycota, Eurotiomycetes, Chaetothyriales, Herpotrichiellaceae. The coding region runs from base 1 to 1389 and encodes 462 amino acids. The transcript has 3 exons.
AUGGCGGGCUCGGACGACUUCACGUCUCUUAUCCCAGCCUAUUUUCUCCAGCCGCCAGCCUUGCUUGACGAGCUUGAGACGGAGACUUCCACUCUGCAGGCAAACACUGUCAACGAAUGCAUCCCCUUACUUAAUGCGAUUGAAGACCCCUCACGUAGCCCGUUCGACUUCAAUGAAUUCGGCCUACCUACACUGCAACGCGAGAGGCAUAUCGACUUUCUCCACGAACACUUACAAGAGUUCCCCGCGGGAUUCGUCGGCCUCGAUGCGAGUCGCCCUUGGAUGGUCUAUUGGGCGUUACUGUCGCUUUACAUGCUAGGGGAGGAUGUUGCACACUUUCGGUCCAGAGUCGUGAAGACGUUUACCCCGUUACAAAACGCAAGUGGAGGGUUUGGAGGCGGCUUUGGACACUACUCCCACCUGGCGGGAACAUAUGCCGCAUUAUUGAGUCUAGCUUUAGUAGGGGGCGAAGAAGCCUACUCACUCAUUGAUCGUGGUCAAAUGUGGCACUGGCUGGGCCGACUGAAGCGUCCAGACGGUGGCUUCCAGAUAUGUGAGGGCGGAGAGGAGGAUGUGCGAGGAGCAUACUGUGCGCUGGUUGUUAUUUCCCUUCUCAAUCUUCCUCUAUCGCUUCCGCCUGACUCUCCUGCACGGAAGGCCGGCCUCGAAACAUUCAUGGAUGACCUCGGAGAAUAUCUUUCUCGUUGUCAGACUUACGAAGGCGGGAUUGCUGGCUCACCGGGAAAUGAAGCUCACGGAGCAUACGCCUUCUGUGCCACGGCCUGUCUCUGUCUCUACGACGCCCCGCAUAUUGCACUCCACAAGUUUCUUGACGUCGACGCCCUGCUUUCGUGGCUUUCUUCUCGUCAGUAUGCACCGGAGGGAGGGCUGGCUGGUCGGACCAACAAACUCGUGGACGGAUGUUACAGUCACUGGUUGGGAAGCUGCUGGCCUCUCGUUCAGGCUGCCAUGAAUGGGCCACGAGGGACAGCUCCCCGACCCGGGCAGAAGGUGACGGAGAAUCUUUACAGCAGUGAAGGCCUUGCAAGGUAUAUACUGUGUUGCUGUCAGGCCGAGGAUGGUGGAUUAAGAGACAAACCUUCCAAGCCGCCCGACUCGUACCAUACUUGUUACACGUUGUCUGGCCUAAGCACGGUCGAACAUUCGCACUCAUACGGUGCUGGUGACGGGUCGGAUUUCUUUGCAUCAGCCUUUUCAUGGGACGCUUCUAGGGCGGAGAUCCCCAGUGAGGCCGAUCCCUCCAUGACAUUCGACACGGGAGCCCACAUCAGAUCUAUACACCCUGUGUACUCGAUUCCGCAUGAGGCUGCGAAAGCCGUGCGAGAGUGGACACUAUCUCGACCACUCGACACCGAAGCAUUGGAGUGA